Messenger RNA from Chlamydomonas reinhardtii, 1012 nucleotides. RefSeq lists its product as uncharacterized. The coding region runs from base 74 to 418 and encodes 114 amino acids. The record is from RefSeq and is a predicted model, not a curated record. Gene Ontology annotation, cellular component: chloroplast. The transcript is spliced from 3 exons. NCBI's taxonomy places the organism in Eukaryota, Viridiplantae, Chlorophyta, Chlorophyceae, Chlamydomonadales, Chlamydomonadaceae.
CAUCAUGUCCUGCUCCGGUCUGCUGCAUCCCUGCGCGGUGCAAGCACCAUUCCAAACACGCAACACGAAUCCGAUGGCGCUGCAAUCGGGGCGAUUAGGCGUGCGCAGCACAUCAUUCGGCCAUCAGCAUUACAGUGUACCCAGGCCGAUUAACCUCGCGGCGCCUGUCGCGCAGCGUGCGUCGCCCAUCGUGCGGGCCAGCGGUGACCGGGGCCCCGGCGCAUUCGGCAACGACGGUAACAGCGAUGUGGUGUUCGUGGCCAAGCUCGCGGCCGUGAGCUUUGGAGGCGCUGCGCUGAUCAAGUACGGGUCGCUGGUGCUGGACGUGCCGUUCGAACCCAACGGCCUGCUGGCCAUGACGCUGGUGCUGGGGCCGCCCAUCGCCUACGCCGCGCUCAUGUACACGCAGCCCAAAUAGACGCUAGCAGGCCUGGAAAAACCGUCAGCUUUUUCCCGGCUGUGUGGAGCUCCAUGGCUGCGGUGAUCGGCGGCUGUGGGGGUGGUUGGGCCAGGGUAUGGCGGGACGGCGAAACCCGAUUACAGGCACCAUUGGUUGGGAGUGGUAGUGAAUUGGCAUGGUGCUGGCCUUAAGCAACUGCUUGCGGUAAGCAGCGCAAAUAAAUAGGGUCGCGUGGUAUAUGAAGUCUUGAUGACUGGAUUGAGAGGGCUGACUUGGUUGGCACAGGCAGGCGCACGCGGGCCAGAUGAUCAGGGGAUUGGUCGGUUAAUAUCGAUGUGGGCUGCCGCGGAAUGGAUGGAUGGAUGGAUGGAUGGAUGGAUGGAGUGUUCAGGUGACUAUCCGGGUUGCCCUCGGGCAUUUGGAGCUCAAAUAGGUACAUUCCCUAGGGCAUCGACUUGCUGACCGGUGCGCGGGCGCCGACCGGGGGCAGGAGGGCGGUUCGGGACCCAUGUUCAUUCCACGGUGGACUGGAUUAUGGCAAACUUGGCAGGUUGCCUUGAUGAGAGCUGCGUUAAGCAAGAGUGAGUUUGAACACUGUAAGUUGAUAUGUCU